This is a messenger RNA of Clupea harengus (Atlantic herring), 5132 nucleotides long. RefSeq names its product DAB2 interacting protein a (gene dab2ipa). The transcript is spliced from 19 exons. Gene Ontology annotation, biological process: regulation of GTPase activity. The coding region runs from base 1102 to 4887 and encodes 1261 amino acids. Lineage: Eukaryota; Metazoa; Chordata; Actinopteri; Clupeiformes; Clupeidae. The record is from RefSeq and is a predicted model, not a curated record.
CUUUAUGUGUAUGUAACUUCCUGUGAUUCAAUUCAGUCCAAUUCAAUAUACUUGAUUGGCGUGACCAUUUAAAGAAAAAAGUGUCGCCAUAGCUUAGAACAUAGAAAUACAUCGAAACCUUGAACAUUCAGAAACAUAGAAUAUAAAACGUGGUAAAAUACACACACACACACACACACAGUACCUUACUUAACCUUCUUGUAAAAGUAAUGUGUUUUUGGGCGAGUAAUCUACAGACAAAAAAUGUGUAUGAACUUGGACAUCAGAGGGCAGCAUUGCCAUGUCAAAAGUGUAUGGUGUUAUUAAAACGGUCAGGUAAAUUGUGCCUAGGUAAAUCAACGAGCCUCUUGAAUGAUUUAAAUGAUUUCAAGUGGCCUACAUUCUGAUCGCUGUAACCUUGCCUGAAGGUUUAUCAGUAUAUGCACGUGGUUUGUUUGGCCACAAGAGCCGUUAUCGUCAGCUACAUGUUUUUAUUUAUUUCAUGUCUUUUAUUCCUUUUCUCUGAAAGGCUUUUGAGCUUUUAAGGCUAUUCUAUUUCACAGCUAUGAAUGCCUGCAACUGAGUAUAAUUAAGAAGCGAGUUAGUUAUAGCAUUAUUUCGCAUUAGCUUCCUAUCCCUUCUUCGUGUGGUCUAAUAAAAAAAUGACAGAAACAUCUGAUUUAAUCAACUCAUACCGCAUACCUGUAAUGUUAAAUGUCUUAGUACAGCAUUGAUUUUUCCUUUCAAAUAAACGCAUCUAAGUUCCGAGAUGCACCUCCUAGAGCGCUUAGCUGUUAAUUUAAUUAAGGUGUUAAUGACGUGAGUUUGAGGACGGUGGCAUGCUCAGUCCAACCACCCAAACAUGUUCUUGUUUAUGAGACUGGCUGGGAUACUCCAACCUACCACACAAUACCUGUCAUCAGAUCUGCAUUUGAACUCGCUGCUGUAGGUUUAAUCACAAACCUUGUCAGUGCUGCUGCCAUGUGAAAUCGUAACGCCUCACCGUGCCUCGAUGGAUUUCAAAUGUGGGAUUUGCUCGCUGUCUGUGGAAUCCGGGCCCACGUGUUGGGGCGACGUUGAGUGAGUGAAGUGUCAACUUUGACAAGUUGCCCAGACAAGGACAUGGAGAAUCUACUGCCCUACCUGUCAAGAAGCCAUUAUCAGGGCUGGAUGAGGGUCAUUGACAUGAAGGGCUCCUCCAUCCACUGGAUCUCAUGUGGUCAGCCCUUCACCGAGCCAAUCACAUGGAAGCUGAAGUUCUGCAUCGCCACAGCCUUUCAACUGGUCAUGCUGGACCAAGAUGAACUCCACCCGUUACUGCAGCGGGAGCGCCGGGCGGAGUCCUGCACCGUGUGGAUGCUGCACCACCACACCUCCAGCAUCCCGGAGGGGGAGGAGCAGACGCCCCCCCCGUCCCACAACAACCAUCCCAGCACCCCCAGCUGCAAGCCGGCCCCUGAGAGGGUGUGCAGGAGGCGGAGCAUGCCAGGCAGCACCUCAGAGAAGACCACGCCCCUGGAGCCCGGAGCCUCCACCCCCUUCAGGGUCACGGGCUUCCUGAGCCGCAGGCUGAAGGGCUCCAUUAAGCGCACGAAGAGCCAGCCCAAACUGGACCGCCACAGCAGCUUCAGACACAUCCUGCCUGCCUUCAAGACCGGCGAGAAUGAGCGAUCCCAUCUGAUGCCGAGAUUGAAGGAGUCUCGCUCCCACGAGUCGUUGCUCAGCCCCAGUAGUGCAGUCGAAGCUCUGGACCUCAGCAUGGAGGACGAGGUGCUCAUCAAACCAGUGCACAGCAGCAUCCUCGGACAGGACUACUGCUUCGAGGUGACCACAUCAACAGGAAGCAAAUGUUUCUCCUGCCGCUCGGCCGCAGAGAGGGACAAAUGGAUGGAGAACUUACGACGGGCCGUGCAUCCCAACAAAGACAACAGUCGCCGCGUGGAGAACCUACUGAAACUGUGGAUUAUUGAAGCUAAAGCCUGCUACCUGCCGGCCAAGAAGAAGUACUUCUGCGAGCUCUGCCUGGACGACACGCUUUACGCGCGGACUACCUGCAAACUCAAAACAGACAAUGUCUUCUGGGGGGAGCACUUUGAGUUCAACAACCUGCCCACCAUCAAGAGCAUCACGGUGCACCUGUACAAGGAGACGGACAAGAAGAAAAAGAAAGACAAGAACAACUACGUGGGAUUGGUCAACAUCCCCAUCGGUGCGGUCACGGGGCGGCAGUUCAUGGAGAAAUGGUACACCGUCAGCACCCCGAACCCCAACAAGGGCAAGACGCCGGGCCCCAUGAUCCGCAUGAAGUCCCGGCACCAGAGCAUGUGCAUCCUGCCCAUGGAGCAGUACAAGGAGUUCGCCGAGUACAUCACCAACAACUACCUGCUCAUGUGCUCCAUGCUGGAGCCGGCGCUCAGCGUCAAGAACAAGGAGGAGAUGGCGUCCGCCCUCGUGCACAUCCUGCAGAGCACGGGAAAGGCCAAGGACUUCCUGACGGAUCUGAUGAUGUCAGAGGUGGAUCGAUGCGGUGAGAACGAGCACCUGAUCUUCAGAGAGAACACACUGGCAACAAAAGCCAUCGAGGAGUACCUCAAACUGGUGGGGCAGAAGUACCUGCAGGAUGCACUGGGUGAGUUCAUCAAGGCCCUGUACGAAUCGGAUGAGAACUGUGAGGUGGACGCGUCCAGGUGUUCCAGCUCUGACCUGGCCGAACACCAGAGCAACCUGAAGAUGUGCUGCGAACUCGCCUUCUGCAAGAUCAUCAACUCCUACUGCGUGUUUCCACGGGAACUGAAGGAGGUGUUUGCGUCAUGGCGGCAGGAGUGCGGUAACCGGGGGCGACCGGACAUCAGUGAGCGCUUGAUCAGCGCGUCGCUCUUCCUGCGGUUCCUGUGUCCGGCCGUGAUGUCGCCGUCGCUCUUCAACCUGACGCAGGAGUACCCAGACGACCGCACCGCGCGCACGCUCACACUCAUCGCCAAGGUUACGCAGAACCUGGCCAACUUCACCAAGUUUGGCAGUAAGGAAGAGUACAUGUCCUUCAUGAAUCAGUUCCUGGAGCACGAGUGGACCAACAUGCAGCGCUUCCUGCUAGAGAUCUCCAACCCUGAGACCAUCUCCAACACGGCGGGCUUCGAGGGCUACAUCGACCUGGGCCGAGAGCUCUCCACCCUCCACUCGCUACUCGCAGAGGCUGUGGCACAGCUGGACCAGAGCACGGCCUCCAAGCUUGGCCCAUUGGCGAGGAUCCUUCGUGAUGUCAACGCAGCAUUGGCCAAUCCCUGUGGAGCUCCUCUGGCCACACCCACUGAGAGGGUGGGGUCACCUAGUCUCCCCUCGUGCAGCCUCUCGACUGGCCUGCAGAAACUCGCCAUGGACGGAGAACUGACUGGGCUGGUGGACUUCACCCGAUUACCGUCUCCGACGCCCGAGAACAAGGAGCUGUUCUUCGUGACGCGGGGCUCCGUGGUGCAGCCGUCUCCCGCCCGCAGCUCCAGCUACUCGGAUGCCAACGAGGCGGAGAACGCCCCCUCCUCCUCCGCCCUGCCCAACGGCAUGCGCAGCCUCUCCCUGCUGGACCUGCAGGAGUCACACAGCCUGGAGACCGCCCCGAGUCUGGAGCUUCCCCCGGACGCCCAGUCCCCCACCGGACUCUCAGGAGGGGGGGGCGCCUGGGCUGGCCGAGGGGGUCCCACGCUCCGCCGGGGUCCCCAGACCCCCACCACGCCCGGCGAGGGCGUCCCGGGCCGGGCCCAGAUGCUGGCGCCACUCUCCUUCCAGAACCCCGUGUACCAGAUGGCUGCGGGGCUGCCGGUGUCGCCCCGCGGGCCCCCGGACUCGGGUUCCGAGGGCCACAGCUCUGUCAGCUCGCAGGGGAACCCCGACGACACGCCCAACGCCCCAAAACACGCCUUCCUGCCCCAGGGGGGAGGAGGAGGGGCUGGCAGCGGGGGCGGGAGCAGCGGGGGGGAGGAGUUUGGGGUGCGGCGCUCCGGUGAGUUCACCACACGGCGCCAGCUGUCGCUCACGGAGACACAGCAGCAGCCGCCGCCGAUAGGCAACGUCCCACGGCAGAACAGCGCCGGCCCACAGCGCCGGAUAGACCAGCCGCCGCCACCGCCCGUCACUGUCACCAGGGGGCGCACUCCGCCCAGCGUGCUCAGCAACGCCCCCUACCCACGGCCCUCCAGCGGCAGCAUGAUGUCCUCGUCGUCCCCAGACUGGCCAGCAGGUGGCAGCAGACUCAGGCAGCAGUCGUCCUCGUCUAAAGGAGGGGACAGUCCAGAGAGCAAGCAGCGCACACUCCACAAGCAGGCUCCAUCUCCAGUGAACCCUAACGCCCUGGACCGUACGGCUGCCUGGCUGCUCAACAUGAAUGUGCAGUAUCUGGACCAAGAGGGAGCCGAGGGCGACUUCAAGGGCAAAGAGGAGCUCACACAGACAGAAAAGUACCAACAGGAGAUCGGCCUGCUGCAGGAGCGUCUGCGCGCGUCCGCCCUGAAGCUGGAGGAGUACGAGACGCGCAUGUCCUCCCAGGACGAGCAGACGCACAAGAUGCUGCUGGAGUACCAGUCCCGUCUGGAGGAGACAGAGGACCGCCUCCGCAGGCAGCAGGACGACAAGGAGCUGCAGAUGAAGAGCAUCAUCACCAGGUUAAUGUCAGUGGAAGAGGAGCUGAAGAAGGAUCACUCUGACAUGCAGGCCAUCGUUGACUCCAAGCAGAAAAUCAUCGAGGCCCAGGAGAAGAGAAUAGCGUCUCUGGAUGCGGCUAACGCUCGGCUCAUGAGCGCCCUCACGCAGCUGAAGGAGCGCUACAGCAUGCAGACACGCAACGGCAUCAGCCCAACCAACCCCUCCAAACUACAGAUCACAGAGAACGGAGAGUUCAGAAACAGCUCCAACUGCUAGCCUGCACACACACACAUUAUACAUAAAAUACCACCAGUCCAACCAACCCUACAAAGCUGAAUAUCAAUGAGAUUAGAACAUUUUGAAAUAGCAUUAACUAAUAGCAAACACACACACACACACACACACACACACACACACACUCAGCGUAUGCACAAAUUCACACCCAUACACACGCCACACCAAUGCACACGUGAUCAUAAACACAUUGGCAGACAGCAUCUGACAGACACCAAGGACCGGCC